UAGAAAAGUGUGAGCUCAAUCAACAGAGGUCUAGUCUACCCUACUGUCAGACCCAUUCUAACCAUAGAAAGAUCCCAGAACUCAUCACCACCUGAACCAUUAGUCACUUGAUCAUGACGCCCCAAUGUUCUCUGGACAGAUCAAUUUCCUUCUCAGUAGUUCAAAUGAAUUUAUUAUACAUAAAUUAUCACCCCAAGGCUACAUUUGAGGUGAGGGCCAUUUGAAGAGCUUUUCACACAUCAAGAUGUUCCCUCCAGACGUGUGGAAUUCUACGGACCUGAUGUGGUUCAAUGCGUCUGAGUUGAAUGCUUCUCUUGAGGACCCGGAGGAGGGGGACCACCCGUUCCUGACGGACGCCUGGCUGGUGCCUCUCUUCUUCGCCCUCAUCAUGCUGGUGGGGCUAAUUGGGAACUCGCUGGUCAUCUAUGUCAUCUCCAAACACAGGCAGAUGAGGACGGCCACCAACUUCUACAUAGCUAACCUGGCUGCCACAGACAUCAUCUUCCUGGUGUGUUGUGUCCCGUUCACAGCCACUCUCUACCCGCUCCCUGGAUGGAUAUUUGGGAACUUCAUGUGUAAAUGUGUUGCUUUUCUUCAGCAGGUGACUGUUCAGGCUACAUGCAUCACCCUCACUGCCAUUAGUGGGGAUCGCUGCUAUGUCACAGUGUACCCUCUAAAGUCCCUACGCCAUCGCACUCCACGAGUCGCCAUGAUCGUUAGCAUCUGUAUAUGGAUCGGUUCCUUCAUUCUAUCCACCCCGAUCUUCAUGUACCAGAGGAUUGAGGAGGGCUACUGGUAUGGACCGAGACACUACUGCAUGGAGAGGUUUCCCUCUAAGACCCUGGAGAGGGCUUUCAUCCUGUACCAGUUCAUAGCUGCCUACCUACUACCUGUCAUCACCAUCUCCUUCUGCUACACACUCAUGCUGAAGAGGGUGGGCCAGCCGUCAGUUGAGCCAGUAGACAAUAAUUACCAGGUCCACCUGUUGUCUGAGAGGACCGUCACACUGAGGAGUAAGAUCUCCAAGAUGGUGGUGGUGAUUGUCCUCCUAUUCACCAUCUGCUGGGGGCCUAUACAGCUCUUCGCCCUGUUCCAGUCCUUCUACCCCAAUUACAGGGUCAACUACGCCACCUAUAAGAUCAAGACCUGGGCUAACUGCAUGUCCUACGCUAACUCCUCCAUCAACCCAAUCGUUUACGGCUUCAUGGGAGACAGUUUCCGCAAGUCCUUCAAAAAGACUUUCCACUUCCUGUUCAAACACAAAGUGAGAGACAGCAGUGUCACGUCACGCACGGCUAAUGCAGAAAUCAAGUUAGUUGCUGCAGAGGAAGGCAACGACGAGGGGAAAUGAGCCUUGGGCUGAGUGAGCUGCUGGAGGGUCAAAGCUGAGUGAGCUGCGGAGGCAAAGCUGAGUGAGCUGCUGGGGGGCCAAAGCUGAGUGAGCUGCUGGGAAUCAGUUCACAUUGGCACACAAACAGAAAAACACAUGAUAGACUGCUGCGAAUGCACACUUUUCAGAAGGCAAUGACACCCUGCUGGGAGCAGCAUUUUAAAAUGGCAUUUGAUGUGUUGUUUGCUUGCAAUUCUACAAAAGCUGACUGAUCCUGCUCUGAUAUCACAGACAAUGAAAGGACAUUGUAAAAAAAAUAUAUAAUGUUCAACACCUAGGCAGACUGCUCAUAAUAAUAUGAAAAGAAUACAAUUAGAACAAAAAAAGUUAUUGGAAUUCACAUACAUGAUGUGAAAUCUAAUAGACACUAUGGUUACAAGAGCAGUCCAAGGUGACCUCAAAAUGGGUUUGUGGACAUUUUGUUAUCAGAUGUGCGCAGGUUGUUAACACGUUGUUAACACGUCGUUAUCAUUAACUCAUCUCAAAGCUGUGAAGUGAUUGCACCCGAUUUAUAUUUUUCAAUGGAGAGAUUUAUGAUGGUAGCUAGGAAUUUCACAUGAAUGGCGUUACCAACCACUCAGGAGUUAAAUUCCAGGCCAGUUCAAUGGGUGUACAGCCAACAGUGAUGUGUUGGAGCUUGCUCAGGUAGGGGCAUAGUCAAUGAGGCGUGGUGAGUGUUUACUUUACUACUAUGUUCCAGACACACACUUACACCUCCCUUUACACACAGUGCACAGGUGGCGGGGGCCAGCCCUAUCAGACUUUCACUGGCCAAGCCUACAUUCCCACAGCAUUAUCUUAUGCGACUUAGUCACCCGAUCGUUUCCUUUUCCUUUGACAGCGACGCUGUAAAAAUAGGAAACACAAUCUGUGACUGACUUGUCCUGACAGUGCCUCCUCCCAAUGUGCCGUGAAUGUCUGUCCUUGUUUGAAUUGCGGAUCGAAACAUCUAUACUGUUGGAAGUAUCUGUGUUCUAUCUGGCACUACUUUAGCGUUGACUUGAAAAGUUGACUUGAAAAAAGAAGAAAGUGUUUAGAAAGGUGGGAUGAUGAACAGAACUAAAGACCUUGGAAACAAUGGAAAACUUUGAACAGAUUUAGAUUGAAUUCUGUACAGAAUGUUUUACUGCAUACACACUUGAAUGCAGUUUAGUCCAUGUUAGAUUGUAACGCUCCCUGUGAAAACAUGUAUUCUCUUCAGGCAUUUCAGAUGUCUGCACAUUUUGUUUUGGUAAUCACUCCACUUAAGUGUUUUCGAAAAGCCUUUAUUAUAGACUUUCCCUACAGUAUUUGCAUUAUCUUCAUUUAUUAAUAAUAUAUUGAUCUUACCUUAAGCUCUAUGAAUCGUGUAACAUUCCCUGUAUUGUAAAUGCCUAACUACUGUAGGCCUACAUUAAUAUGUACAGUACUGUGGAUUUAACCACUGUGCUUGAUUAUUCAUUUACUUUUAAGCUUUUUUGUGUUUAAUCAGAAAUGUGAAAAGUACAUAUCAUUGCCUUUGUUACUAACACACAAUUGUACAUUAUUAUACUUUUUAUUUUUAUUAGAAAUGUUGCAGGAUAAAAUCUCUUCAUGCACCAUCUCCUUUUCAAGAGUGUCCCAAAAAAUAAAUACAUAUUAAUAAUAACAAUAAUUAGUCAUAUGUAAACUACUGUCUAUUAAUAAUAACAAUAAUAAUAAUAAUAAUGACAUAAUAAUAAUGCAUACAGACAUAUUUAUAUUUACAUUUGAAAAAGGGCUUUCUUAAAUUCACUGUGAUUUAAAUGCCCUGAUUUCUAUAGGUAAAUGAUUCCAGUCAGUUGGGUCUUUGUAUCUGAAAGAUCUUACUCUAACCUCAUGAUGUACCCUUGGAAUGUGUAAUGGCUGCUAUUGUCUAAAGGAGUAGUGUGAGUCUUGCAAAGUUAGGUGUUCCUACAGGGAAAUGUAAACGGAUACAUUUAAAAUGAAAUUGGUAUCAAUGCAGUUGUCUUCUGUUUGGGAGUGACAGACAAUUUACUGAUUCAUACGCGCUGUGUCUUAUAACGGCAUCCAAGAAUCAAUCUGCAAAGAUUGUUAUGAAUCGAAUUCACAGAGUAAUGUCUUGGUUGUGUUUUGACAGAUGAUGUUGCCAUAGUCUAAGAUAGGUAGCAGCAGUUGGGUUACUAAGGUCUUUCUAAUGGGUGCAGUAAAACAAAUAUUGUGUAGCAACCCAAGCGUAUAGAUCAUUGUUUUUCUAAUAUAAUCAAUAUGCUUUCCAAAAGAUAAUUCAGAAUCUUCAAAACCCAGAUAUUUCGAACAAUCAACACUUUCAAGCAUUGCUCCACCACUUGCGUGAAUUUUGAAAUGGCCAGCUGUGGAGUUAAUUCUUUGCCGUGUAUCAAACAGCAUGAUAUAGGACUUUGUUAUAUUUAAAACCACAUUUUUUGCUAAAAAAAAAACAUUUUUGUAAAGUGUUACUAGCAACUCUCCAAGAUGAUUUUAUCUGGAAAUGAUUUGAACCUGAUGUAUAGAGCACUCUAUCAUCAUCGCAUAAGUGAACAUGGGUAUACUGACGAAUUUGAGGCAAUUAAUGUAUGAAUAUACAGAAUUGUACAUUGGGGUGGCAGGUAGCCUAGUGGUUAGAGCGUUGUGCCAGUAACUGAAAGGUUGCUGAAUCGAAACCCUGAGCUGCCAAGGUAAAAAUCUGUUGUUUUGCCCCUGAACAAUGCAGUUUUCCCACUGUUCCCCGGUAGGCCGUCACUGUAAAUAAGAAUUUGUUCUUAACUGACUUGCCUAGUUAAGUAA
Messenger RNA from Oncorhynchus keta (chum salmon), 4153 nucleotides. Its product is annotated as G-protein coupled receptor 54-like. Gene Ontology annotation, biological process: neuropeptide signaling pathway. The record is from RefSeq and is a predicted model, not a curated record. The coding region runs from base 245 to 1351 and encodes 368 amino acids. Gene Ontology annotation, molecular function: G protein-coupled peptide receptor activity. Gene Ontology annotation, cellular component: membrane. The transcript has 5 exons. Lineage: Eukaryota; Metazoa; Chordata; Actinopteri; Salmoniformes; Salmonidae.